UGCAGCUGGCGCCCUCCCCGGCGGCCCAAGUUCCGCAGGGCUUGAAUGCAGCCCCCUGCAAGAUGGCGGGCAGGCGAGGAGCUUGGUAUGUGCCUUGUCUAGCUUCACUUGACACCAUCCAGGAAUUAUGUAGGAAGGAAAAUCUCACAUGUAAAUCCCUUGGAAUCACCAACAGGAAUCUAAAGAGUUAUGAGGUGGAAUAUUUAUGUGACUACAAGGUAGAAGAGGGCACAGAGUACUUCCUUGUGAAAUGGAAAGGAUGGCCAGAAUCCUCAAAUACCUGGGUACCUUUGAAAAAUCUUAAAUGCCCAUUGCUCCUUCAGUACUUCCAUAGUGACAAGAAUGAAUAUUUAUCUCAGCUGAAACGAGGCAAAGCAGUAAUAUUGAAAAACCAUAUUAAAGCUUUGAACCCUGUAGUAGCACAGUACAUAGUAAAGAAGGCUAAACAAAGAAUAGCUCUACAGAGAUGGAAGGAAGAACUCAACCGGAAAAAGAACCAUAAAGGAAUGAUUCUUGUAGAAAACACUGUGGAUCUUGAGGGCCCUCCUUUAGACUUUUACUACAUUAAUGAAUAUAAACCUGCUCCAGGAAUAAAUAUAAUGAAUGGAAUCACAACCGGCUGUGAAUGCUCUGAUUGCCCUGCUGAGAAGUGUUGUCCAGAAGAGGCUGGAUUUUUCUUGGCUUACAAUAAACAAAAGCAGUUAAAAAUCCAACCAGGCUUGCCAAUCUAUGAAUGCAACUCGUACUGUAGAUGUGGUCCUGAAUGCCCUAACAGGAUAGUACAGAAAGGCACACCGUAUUCUCUUUGCAUCUUCAGAACUAACAACGGACGUGGCUGGGGAGUAAAAACCCUCCAGAAAAUUAAAACAAAGAGAUUUGUGAUGGAGUACGUUGGAGAGGUGAUCACAAAUGAGGAAGCAGAGAGACGAGGCCAACUGUAUGACAACCAAGGAAAUACAUACUUGUUUGACCUGGACUAUGACUCGGAUGAAUAUACAGUGGAUGCAGCUCGAUAUGGAAAUGUGUCCCAUUUUGUGAAUCACAGCUGUGAUCCAAAUCUUCAGGUCUUCAAUGUUUUCAUUGAUAACCUUGAUCUACGUCUUCCUCGGAUAGCACUGUUUUCUACAAGAACCAUCAAGGCUGGAGAAGAGCUCACCUUUGAUUAUCAGAUGAAAGGUUCUCUAGAUGUGACUUCAGACUCUGAUGCUGUCAGCCCAAUGAGAAAGAGGAUCAGAACUGUGUGCAAGUGUGGAGCUGUGUGUUGCAGAGGGUAUCUCAACUGAAUUCUCAGUAGCCAAAGUUGCACAUAAAUUAUUUCAUUUGGGGUUUUUUAAAUGUAUUUUAAGACUGCCGUUCUAGUUCACUUAUACUUAUGAACUGAAGUAUUUUUACAUAUGAGUGAAUCAAUAUAAUGAAAACAAAACACUUACAUUUGUAUUUGAAAAUGUCAUUAGCCAAAGAAAGAGAUCUGAUAUUCCAACUGCUCUUAAAUAUGAAAACUGGCUAUGUGGAUUAAAAACUAGAAUUAUUUGCACACUGUGGAUUAGGAGUUGAUGGAGGUGAAUAUUCAACUUUGAUGUCACAUUAACAUGCAAGUGUGUGUUUAUGAUUCCAAUCCUGUGAAGAGCUGAUUUCAAUAUGAGGGUGUUCCACAUCUUGUGCUCUAUGAAAUGGAAAUCCAGUACUAUUGAUGUACUAGAAGUCACAGCUGACUAUCAUUUUUCUUAAAAGGUUUCAAGCAGUAGCUUGAAAAUUUGGGGCCCCGAUCCUCUAUUGGGAUCUAUCGCCAUUUAAAUUCUGCAUAGCUACACUUCAUAGAGUACACUUAAGAAAUAGGUGUUUUGUUGUUGUUGUUUGUUGUUUUUGUUUGUUUGUUGUUUUUUUGUUUUUUUUGAAGUAUCCAUGGAACUUCACACAAAGAGACUGAUCAGUGUUAGCAGAUGCUGGAUACAAGAUUGAGUAAUCAUCACUGAAACAAAUCAUUGGUGAAGGUUUGGAAAGCGAUAGACAGGAAUUGAGUAAAAAAAAUAGCCAAUAUUUCUUUCAUGAACCUAAUGCAUUGAUACUCUUAUGUCUAUGCCAUAUAACUGAGUAUCCCAGCAAUGUAAUUGUAUCAACAGCUGUCUUAUGUUACAAACUUUUACGUAUUGUGAAUUUUUUCUACCUAGUGGUGGACUUUAAACACAUUAAUGCCAUUUUUUUCCCUCUUGUAAUAACAUAACUUCAGUGAAGUUACAGAAAGGGUGAUUUUGCCCAUUUACUGUAGACAGUAGUAAGACAUUCUUUGAAUCUUGAAUGUAAAAGGCUGAAAAGCUUACUGUUCAGCUUCUUGAAUAUUUGUUUUUUCUCUUAAUCUUCACAAAUUUCAGAUGUUUAUUGAAAAUGUGGUGAUGUAUGCUAAAUUGUUCUUGACUUCAGAGAAGCACCCAACAGCAAUUAAGUUAGUUGUAGACCAUGGGUGGAACCACAAAGUAACUAACUGUACUCCAGGGACAGAAGUUCAAUUCUUAUUAUCUCAUUGAUUGAUUGUAAACAUUGCAUAUUUCUUGGAAGUGAUGUACAGAAUCUUUAAGGAGAUCAGGCAUAACUGUUGCUCAUCAAAUAGACAUUUGCUGUAUGUCAUGAAGUCCUUUUAUAAGGUACAGUGCUGUUGGCUCAGGUGGUUGAGGUCAAGUGUUCAGCCUGCUUGGUUUGUUAAAAAUAUGCCUUAAAUUUCAUGUUUGUUGAAGGACAAUAUGAUCAUUUUGUUAAUUUAAAAGCACAAAUGUACUUGAACUGCAGAACUGGCUCUGUGUAGGGAUAGUGAAAUUUUGUACACCAAGGCUUAUCCAAUUUGUGAUUGGGCAUACACACUGGGGGCUAUUAGCAAUGCACAAAGCUAUGUAUCUGCUUGUAAACUGAAGAGUUUUUAAUUUUAAAGUAGAUGAUUUAUAUUGUUUAAUGAAUGGCACACUAAUUGCCUAGAUUUUAAACACAUCUAACAUUGCGAUGGUACCUGGAAUCCAUGCUUGGAUGAAACUGCUGUAUCUAGUCAUUUUUAAAGGUAUUCUUGUUAUAGGAUAGAAUUAGUCAUGUGUCUCCCACAUAAGUAUUUUAUAAAUCUUAAGGGAAUCUUAAAUGCCUUUUUUAAAAAAAAAUGUUUGAGCCAAAUUAAUUCCUCUUCCAUUUACAUAUUGCCCCAGCAAAUGGGGCUGUGUGCACCUAUGUAAUCCUUCAUUUCAUUUAAGAA
This is a messenger RNA of Chelonoidis abingdonii (Abingdon island giant tortoise), 3229 nucleotides long. RefSeq names its product SUV39H2 histone lysine methyltransferase. Gene Ontology annotation, cellular component: nucleus. Gene Ontology annotation, molecular function: histone H3K9 methyltransferase activity; zinc ion binding; protein binding. The record is from RefSeq and is a predicted model, not a curated record. NCBI's taxonomy places the organism in Eukaryota, Metazoa, Chordata, Testudines, Testudinidae.